UCAGUCUGCCAGCCGAGAACAUGGAAGGAAUGGACAUUUAUGAAAAUACCACUGUGAAGAAUGGAGGCGAAUCUGAGCCGGAAGGUCUGAAUCCAGAACAUUGGCCCCGAAGAGCAGAUACUGCUCGACAAAAUCUACAACCCAAGAUUAUCUACACUCUCCUGGGUAUCUGCGUCCUGGGGUCCGUUUCGUCACUUGUUCUUGCGAUUGUACUGAUGGCACAGAUGGGUGAAAUGAAGGGGUCAGAUGCUGACUUACGGAUGGAAAUUUCCCAAUGGAAGAGCAUUGUUACAGGAGACGUUGAGAAAGCAACCAGCUCUCUCUCCGACGUUCAGGCUGAGAUCGCACUGCUGAGAGAGCAUGGGCUUUCUUGUCCCGAGCAAUGGACCAAGUUCAAGCAAAGUUGUUAUCACUUUUCCUCAAGCACUAACACCUGGGUGGAGGCCCAAAGAAUAUGUGCAUCAGCCGACGCCCACCUUGUUGUCAUUAAUAAUGCUGAAGAACAGAGCUUUUUGAAGAAAAGAUUUAAUGUCGGUCGGUGGAUUGGCCUGAGUGAUUCGGCCUCUGAAGGUGACUGGCGCUGGGUAGAUGGAACCGAUUAUCAAUCCACUGUAACGUUUUGGGAUAAGGGAGAACCCAAUGAUGCGAACAAUGGGGAAGACUGUGGGGAAAUCAAUGGUGUUGGACAAUGGAAUGAUCAACCGUGUGAAAAUAAACAGAAGUGGAUCUGUGAGAAACCAGCACAGUGCUGUUCUCCUUAAAUUCGAGGUUCGUGCAAAAUGUGCAAUGAACCGGCUUGGCAAUGUUGAACAUGUCACAGGAAUGUGAUAGCAGUG
Amblyraja radiata (thorny skate) is the source of this 836-nucleotide messenger RNA. Its product is annotated as C-type lectin domain family 17, member A-like. Lineage: Eukaryota; Metazoa; Chordata; Chondrichthyes; Rajiformes; Rajidae. The transcript has 7 exons. The coding region runs from base 21 to 761 and encodes 246 amino acids. The record is from RefSeq and is a predicted model, not a curated record.